AACCUGACCUCCCCAACUGAAUUUCUGCUUCUGCAGUUCUCAGAUAUUCGAGAAUUGCAGAUCUUGCAUUUCUUUGGGUUCCUUGCAUUGUACUUGGUAGCAGUGAUGGCCAAUCUUCUCAUCAUUGUGGCAGUAACACUUGAUUAUCACCUGCACACCCCCAUGUACUUUUUCUUAAUGAACUUGGCUGUUCUGGACAUCGGCUCAAUUUCCAUCUUGGUACCCAAAGCUAUGGCCAAUUCCCUCAUGGGUAGCAGGACAAUUUCUUAUUCUGGAUGCAUAACUCAAGUUUUCCUUCUGGUGUUCUUUUUAGAGUCUGAUUUUGCCCUCCUAACAGUGAUGGCACACGAUCGGUAUGUCUCUAUCUGCAAUCCAUUACAUUACCAGACAAUUAUGCACAGAGGAGCAUGCAUUCAGUUGGCAGCCAGUGCAUGGAUCAGCGGUGUCUUUCAUGCAUCAUUAAACACUGGAAGCACUUUUGCAAUCACUUUCUGCUCCAAUGUGGUCAAUCAGUUCUUUUGCGAAAUCCCACAAUUACUAAAACUCUCCUGCUCUGACCUGUAUUUAGUGCAAAUUGGGGUUAUGGUGCUUACCUGUGGCUUAGUGCUGGGAUGCUUUAUCUUCAUCAUUCUAACUUACACAAAGAUUUUUGCAACAGUGCUCAGAAUCCCAUCUGUGCAGGGUCAGAAAAAAGCCCUCUCCACUUGCAUUCCUCACCUCACUGUGGUUUUUCUGCUGGUAUUCAGUGGAAUAUUUGCAUAUGGAAGGUCUAUAGCUGAUAGUUCAUCACAUCUAGAUAUAGUUUUUGCAGUUUUUUAUGCUAUACUCCCUCCAUUCCUCAAUCCAUUUAUCUAUACCAUGAGAAACAAAGAGAUCAAGACUGCCUUAUGGAAGCUGUUCACCGUGGUACACUUUUCCAAAAGCAUCUCCUGCAGAAUUGUUGUAUGA
Messenger RNA from Euleptes europaea (tarantolino), 948 nucleotides. RefSeq names its product olfactory receptor 14I1-like. Gene Ontology annotation, cellular component: membrane. Lineage: Eukaryota; Metazoa; Chordata; Lepidosauria; Squamata; Sphaerodactylidae. Gene Ontology annotation, molecular function: olfactory receptor activity; G protein-coupled receptor activity. Gene Ontology annotation, biological process: G protein-coupled receptor signaling pathway. The record is from RefSeq and is a predicted model, not a curated record. The coding region runs from base 106 to 948 and encodes 280 amino acids. The transcript has a single exon.